AAUACCAGUUCCAUUUUCAUAACAAGUUUUAUUUUAGGAGCAGUACCUACAAAAUUUCACGUUUCAAAACUACGUGUUACUUUAAUAAGUGUUUAGUAUUAUCCUAUUAGGUUGUUUGAUUGUAAAAUGUACACCUUUAUUUAGAUUUUGGCAAUGGAGCGCUUCCCUCUUAAAGCAACAAAAAUGGCAGCUACGUAUCAAUCUGUCUAUAAAAAGGGUACUAGUCAGGGAAACGGUCACGGUGAUCCAAGCGGAGAGGAUGACAUGGUGAACAUUAAUACAGGGUCGCAGCGCGCGGCCGAUACACCUACUACACCCACUAGCCACGGUACCUUCCAGUUAUAUGAACAUGGCACGAGGUACAGCGACGCGAGUGCUACCUCAUACAUCGCUCAAUACUUCAGUUCGUCGUCCGGGGACGCCGUGAUGUUCUCUGGGCUGCCAGGUGAAGCUGAUGAUAUUCCUGGUAUCGGUCAGUAUGAAGAUUUCCACACAAUUGAUUGGCAAAGAGAUAUUGCCAGGGAUCGUAUGCGUCAUAGGUACAUAGUCAAAAAGAGGCAGGACUCCAUAUGGGAUCUUAUAAAAGGAGCACACGAUGCAUGGUCAGGAUGGGUGUGCGUUCUUCUAGUGGGUAUUUGCACUGGUGUGGUAGCGGGUGUGAUAGACAUUGGCGCAUCAUGGAUGACAGAUCUCAAGUUUGGCAUCUGUCCACAAGCCUUCUGGUUCAACAGGGAACAAUGCUGUUGGUCCAAUGAUGAAAUCACUUUUGAUCGUGAGAAUUGUUCAGAGUGGUUGACAUGGCCGCAAGUAUUUGGCGAAUCCAGGGAUGGUCCCGGCGCCUAUAUUAUCAGCUAUUUAUUCUACAUUGUGUGGGCGUUGACUUUUGCGGCUUUGUCAGCUUCACUUGUGCGUAUGUUCGCUCCCUACGCUUGUGGAUCUGGUAUACCUGAGAUCAAAACAAUCUUGAGCGGUUUCAUCAUUCGAGGAUACUUAGGCAAGUGGACGUUGAUCAUAAAGUCAGUUGGUUUGAUCCUCUCCGUCUCAUCGGGCUUAUCACUUGGCAAAGAAGGGCCUAUGGUUCAUAUUGCUUGUUGUUUGGGUAAUAUAUUAUCGUAUUUGUUCCCAAAGUACGGGCGCAAUGAAGCCAAGAAGCGUGAGAUUUUAUCAGCGGCUGCAGCCGCUGGAGUCUCUGUCGCGUUUGGAGCGCCAAUCGGUGGUGUACUUUUCAGUCUUGAAGAGGUGUCGUACUACUUCCCAUUGAAGACCCUUUGGCGGUCCUUCUUUUGUGCGUUGAUAGCGGCCUUUAUUCUCCGUUCUAUAAAUCCAUUUGGCAAUGAGCACUUGGUACUCUUCUAUGUGGAGUACAAUAAACCUUGGAAAUUCUUUGAGCUGAUUCCUUUUGUCGGUCUUGGUAUAAUCGGGGGUUGCAUAGCAACGAUAUUUAUCAAAGCGAACAUCUAUUGGUGUCGCUACCGUAAAUACUCGAAGUUGGGCCAGUACCCGGUCAUGGAGGUUUUGGUGAUCACCUUAGUAACUGCUAUAAUCGCGUAUCCCAAUCCUUACACCCGUAUGAACACCAGCCAGUUGAUUUACUUGCUUUUCAACCAAUGCGGCAUCUCCAACACUCCCAUAUGCGACUACAAGCGCAACUUUACCGACCUAAACACAAUAGAGAAUGCGGUGGCAGGUGACGGGGUGUAUCGGGCCAUGUGGCUCCUCACUCUGGCGCUGAUCCUCAAGCUAGUGAUGACAGUCUUCACUUUCGGCAUCAAGGUGCCUUGCGGUCUCUUCAUUCCGAGUCUCGCACUCGGUGCUAUUCCAGGAAGGAUCGUUGGAAUCGGUGUGGAACAGCUCGCGAACAAGUACCCAAAGAGUUGGUUGUUUUCUGGGGAGUGUUCGAGUGACGACGACUGCAUCACGCCUGGACUUUACGCUAUGGUCGGGGCCGCGGCUGUCCUCGGCGGUGUGACGAGGAUGACAGUUUCGUUGGUGGUGAUAAUGUUCGAACUGACGGGUGGCGUUCGGUAUAUCGUGCCCCUGAUGGCUGCCGCUAUGGCCUCGAAGUGGGUGGGUGAUGCCCUGGGCAAACAAGGGAUAUACGACGCCCACAUAGCCCUUAAUGGGUAUCCCUUCCUCGAUAGCAAAGACGAGUUCCAGCAUACGUCGCUCGCCGCUGAUGUCAUGCAACCAAAACGGAAUGAGACGCUGUCUGUAAUCACGCAGGAUUCGAUGACAGUGGAUGAUGUGGAAACUCUCCUAAAAGAGACGGAACACAACGGAUAUCCGGUGGUGGUGUCUAAGGAAUCUCAAUAUCUUGUCGGUUUCGUGCUUAGGAGAGACCUAAAUCUAGCGAUUGCGAACGCUCGUCGCACCAUAGAGGGUAUAACGGGUCAAUCCGUGGUGAUAUUCGCUGUUGGGGGCGGCCCCACCCUUGCGAGCCCCACCGGGCCGCCGCCUUUGCCCCUGGCCCGUAUCCUCGAUCUAGCCCCAAUCACGGUCACUGACCAAACACCAAUGGAGACCGUGGUGGAUAUGUUCCGUAAGCUCGGCCUCAGACAGACGCUCGUCACGCACAACGGGCGUUUACUAGGAGUCAUCACGAAAAAAGAUGUUUUAAGGCACGUGAAGCAAAUGGACAAUGAAGAUCCCAACUCGGUCCUUUUCAAUUAGACGAGUCCUCUUCCUGGCACCCGUGCUUUCUCCGUCUGUAUUCUGAAAAGAAACUUACAAAUCCAAUAAAAAAAAAAUGAAAAUAAAAAUUAUAAUCGAAUUAGUAGAUGAACCAACAUUUAUGUAGCGAUAUAUACGUGAAAUGUUUUAUCAUUAGUAUAUAAGGAUAAAUUGAUAUUAAAAUUUGAAUUUAAACAUCUGUUUUGAGAGUACGGAGGUGUGCGUGAGUAGAGCAUUAUUAUGUGUCACAAACACACACACAUGUUAAGGAGAAUGACACAGGUUUAGUGAGUUUUUAUUUAUUUAUAAAUUUUCACAAGUGUCGUUUUCCUGUCGCACGACCUCGUAUAAGAAACUAUAGGUUUGUAUGUGUAUAAUGAUUUUCAUAAUUUUUAUAUUAAAUGUUGAACGAUGUGCGCAUGAGUCGUGUGCUGUUAGCUUUCUUUGAAGCGUUGACGUGUAAUGAAAGCAGGGUUUGAAGAAUUUGAUCGGAAUGUUUAUACUGCGGUUUUUAAACAAGUGAUUUUAAUACUAAGGCACUGGCAACUAGGAUUUAGGAUAAACAUAUAACUAUUUAAUACUAAAAUUUAAUAACUAUUGUAUGUUGGCCAACUAUAUUAAGUCUAGUCCUGCUUUGCCUCAUUCAUUACACAAACAGACAAUUCAAGAGAUCAAUUUGAGUGUUAAUAUUUUUUUAUUUUCUUUUUGACACCGGCUUUAAAUGUUAAGGAAUAUUGAAAUCAAUCACUAUGUAUGUUCCAGUAUUUAUUUUUUGUAUAAAUUGGACCUAUUGUAUUAUGAAUUAAUAAAUAUGAAAUAAAAACUUAUUUGUUA
Messenger RNA from Pieris brassicae (large cabbage white), 3504 nucleotides. It is a transcript of the gene ClC-c, whose product is annotated as H(+)/Cl(-) exchange transporter 3. Gene Ontology annotation, cellular component: Golgi apparatus; synaptic vesicle; early endosome. Gene Ontology annotation, molecular function: voltage-gated chloride channel activity. Gene Ontology annotation, biological process: transmembrane transport; chloride transport. NCBI's taxonomy places the organism in Eukaryota, Metazoa, Arthropoda, Insecta, Lepidoptera, Pieridae. Bases 154 to 2670 code for a protein of 838 amino acids. The transcript is spliced from 18 exons. The record is from RefSeq and is a predicted model, not a curated record.